Molecule: messenger RNA, 1123 nt
Organism: Saccoglossus kowalevskii
Lineage: Eukaryota; Metazoa; Hemichordata; Enteropneusta; Harrimaniidae
Cellular component (GO): actin cytoskeleton
Molecular function (GO): actin filament binding
Source: RefSeq, a predicted model, not a curated record
UGACAGGAUCCACUACUUUGCGUUGACGCUAACAGGAUGUCCAUCUCCCGAGGAAUAACCGCAGUCACUUCUAUGAUUUAGACAAGGAGCAAUACUGAUGCUGUACAGUCGCUGAAAAUCGUCGUCCCUUCGCUUAGCUUCGACCAAUACCAAACCAACCAUGGGGUUUGGAUCGGAUCGCGCGGACCAAAACUUGAAAAGCAGUGUCUCUUCGUGCAAAAACUUUCAGCCGAACAUUUUUAAUAAGACGAAAUGCCAGAACUGCUUUAGGACACGGGAGGCACAUCAGCUUGAGAACGAUGGGGACGGGCAAGGAUCGAGGAAAGUUCUAGUGUGUGGAUUUCUGUUUGUAGCACCAGGACUUGACGUGAACAACCCGUAUGCACGUUCUCGGAAAUGGCAGCGACGCUGGUUUGUUUUCUACGAGAACGGGGAUUUGUGCUAUUCGCUGGAUGAUAGUCCUGGUACUAUACCCCAAGGUGUUGUCAACAUGUACGAUUGCUCAGAUGUCUAUAAAGCUGAUGAAAAAACUGGGCACGAACUUUCCAUGGGAAUUGUUACCACGGAUACCACCACAUUCAUUAAAGCUGAAAUCCGAGAGGAACGAGACAGGUGGUUUGCUGUACUAGCAGAAUACCCUGCCAUCAAUAGGCUUGCUGCUAAGUCCAAGAAGAAACGAGAGACCCCAGCCCGCCAUCAACAAACAACGAUACCUGAGAAAGUAUCAAAACCAGAAUUUCCAGUACUAAAGAGUGUUCCAAAAGAGCAGUCUGUCAGGGGAACGCCUCGUGAUCGCAGGCCAAUAUCAGUUGACAGAUAUACUGGGUUUGUUGAUGCAUUACCACGGCAACAGAGGAGUAUUUACGACAAUGAUAGGCAGCGCUCGAAAAGUGUUACUCGAACGAGUCGAAUUGACAGUAAGAAUGAUUCAAGCAGGUUCAUCUCUGUUGGUGGGAAGACGGGAGAUCGAAGUAGAACACCAUCUGACAGUUCUGUGUCUAGUGUCUCCUCAUGUAACAGUGAAAGCCGAGGUGGAAGUGUAUAUGAGAGUCUUCGACAGAAAGCGGAACAGCCACGAUUUCAUGGACAUAAAAAGCAAUAUGAAUCAUUAGCAAGAAACUAA